UCAGGUAAUUCAACAACACUGGAGGCGGAAAUAAUGCAGCGAAUCAUGUACAGCAAGACGGCCUGGAAAUUAAUCAACUCUAUGACUGGAAUUACAGGCACAGGUGAGGCGAUGGGUAUCGCAGUCGAAGUCACACAGGACUUUCCUUUGGUAUCUAUUGUCACCAUGCUUGCCCCAUCACCUGAUUGGUUCACUGGAAUUAAGAAGGUAUCCCUUUGUGACACCUCAAGCGGAAUGUGGAUGGACAGUCACACAAUUUAUAAUCUACAACCCUGGGAUGCUGGCACCGACAACGGGACAACUUUCAUGGCUACGGAUAAUCCGACUAUGCCCCCCGGUUAUAUCAGCAUCAUCACUACAACUGCACCGCCAACAGAUUUUAUGAAUCUUACCACGUCAGCAAUACCAACACUGGGUAAGAUGAUGUUCGUGAGACAAAACAAACCAACCAUGAAUCAAUGCAGUGGCAUGUACUAUUACACAGUCAAGUUUGAGGCGAAGUGGUCACAGGCUACCCACCCCAAUGGAUGGCCGAGUGGAGCCAAGUUCUCCCCUCUCGUCAUUGCUACUCACUCGUACAAAUACAAAAUGUGGAGUGAUAUGACCAGAGCCUCACCGGGUGUCAAGAAAGUUGCCGAAACAGGUGCGUCAAUGUUUUCCUUUACUUAUAAGGGAGAAUAAUGAGAUAAAGAAGAAAAACGCCUAUUCUAGUUAGUUGCCGAAACAGGUGCGUCAAUUUUUAAGAGUUGAUUACUAGUAAGAUUUCUCUAAGUGAUUACACUGAUGGGUAUGCGGAGGGAAAAAAUUACAGCGGGAAAAUUAAACAAACUUAAGCCUCCAACAGAAUUUUUCAUAACCGGGACCAAGGUUACUUGCAAAAGGCCUAUUAUUCCAACUAGAAAGCUCUUUCAAUGAAUCCGUGUGGCAAAAAUCUCACCUAAUUCUCAGAUUGACAAAUUGACUGACUAUCAUGAAUCAGUGAGCUCACGAUUAUGAAUAAUAAUAUAUUUCUUUAUAUAGCGUUAAAUAGAUAGAGGAUAUUACACGGUGGCGCGAAGAUAUGAAUUUUAUUUGCGAGUGGCAAAACAAUCUGUUUUUACGAACGAGCGCAGCGGGUAAGUAAAAUAUUGUUUUUGCCACGAGAAAAUAAAAUUUAUAUCUUCAAGCUGCUUCAAGCCGCCGUGUAAUGUUCUUUUUAUUAUAAAGACAAAAAGACAUCGAUAAAAUAAUAGAUUUUUAUUCGCCAAACGGUAAUUGUGACGGCUCACAUUUACAGUGUACAGCAAUAUAAGACAUUGUUUACAAUAAUCUUGAGAAAUAACACUGAGCUGAAUAGGGCUCUACAUUGCCAAAAUAUAAGCAAAGCUUUGAGAAAUGUGUAAUUGAAAUUCAAAGGACGCAAGACGCCUACAAAUAUUGAAGGGAAAUCACCGAAAUUAAAACAUCGAUAAACUCACGUGUGAGAUUAUGGAAAAUAAACCACCCGGGUCCCGGAUGUAUUUUUCACGAAUUUUAUGAGUGGUAUAUUUUCCAGUAAAACACUCGUCUCUAUAUAAUAAAUAUACAUAUCUAAAGUGCUAAUAAAAGUUGAGACAAACAUUGACACAUAACAAACAUGACACUUGAAAAAAUAAAAAUAAAACACCGCAAUAAUCACUGUACAAGAAUUGGCAAUGUUUAUUUGCAAAUAAAGUUGGUAAUACAAAACACCAUUCCAAUGCGAUGGCAGUUAUAUUUUCGGUCCUUUUCACUUUUUCUGUCUGCCCGUUGUCUUUUUGUUAUGGACUGAUCUAAAGAGACUUGACUGACCACACCCUUGCCCACCCUCCACCCCCAAUCCACCCGUGUACUUUGCCUCACUUUUUAAUAUCAAAUUUGCCUUCAUUUUCCUUUAACAGGAAUGGAAGGAACAUUGUAUAACGAAGUUAUGAUGAUGAAAAAGCCCGGGUUUGUCUCCAAUGUCUAUACAACCGGGGCAGUAAGCACUCCAGGUGGCUACAAUAGCACAAAAAUCAUGGUACAAAGCAUGUACUCCAUGGUCUCUCUAAUCAGCAUGAUCGCACCUUCACCUGAUUGGUUCGUUGGAGUUGACAGCUAUGAUCUCUGUGGAACGAAUGGAUGGAAAGAAAUGAUGACAAUGGACCUGCUCCCGUGGGAUGCUGGGACGGAUAGUGGGCGAAACUUUACGUCAGUAGACAUGGCGACUAACCCUGUUGACGUCAUCAUGCGUAUCACUUCAAGUAGUGAUACCCAGAUGGGCGCAGAUGCCAAUAAAGUCUUUGCUACAGUCACUUUCACGCGCGGAGAAAUGAUACCAACAACUACGCAAACAACAACUACGCAAACAACAACUACAGCUAGUGCCCCAGGCUUGUCGGCCGGCCUUUUUGCCUUCCUGUCCGUCUCGUUGCUUGCAAUCAUGGGUGUGCUGUACUAG
Messenger RNA from Porites evermanni, 2437 nucleotides. NCBI's taxonomy places the organism in Eukaryota, Metazoa, Cnidaria, Anthozoa, Scleractinia, Poritidae. The record is from the annotation of a GenBank genome assembly.